AAUUUUGCGAGUCGCGUUCGAGAUGGUCCACUUACUCUUUUACCUCGAAAAGUAUAAUACCUUUUGCUCUAAGAGAACCUGGCGAUAAGAUUAAAAGUGGCAACGACAUUUUUUUAACGACGACACGUCCUACCGUCACGGCCUUAUAAGGCCCGAAACUUUGACCAGGCAGUCUUUCAACAAAUCUCGCCUCUGCGGGGACGAGGAAUCGACCCGCACGGCUCUCCAUCUUUAAUUAGCUUUAAGGUCCGAUGUUAACGAUGAAGUCCUUCCUGCCAUUGAUACUUGUUAUAGCGGCUUGCUGGGCAAGCGAUCCUAUUUUCGAUGACGUGCCUCCUGAACUCAUUCAAGAAGUUUCAGGCAACUAUAGAUUACCAGGCGAUGUCGUACCUACCAAUUAUGAGAUCACAUUGGAGCCGAUUUUUGAGUCACCCAAAAAUAAUUUUAGUUUCAAUGGAAAGUCUGUAAUCACUCUCGAAAUUAAAAAUGCUACAAGUACCAUAAAGUUCCAUGCCAAAGAACUUGAAUUCGUUGAGGAGGAUGCUAUUUUAACAUAUGAAGAGACCGACGAAAAAAGCAAAAAAAAAGUAACCAAAACAGCGAAACCAGAAUUUUCUGAUGAUCCGCAAAAGGACUUUGUGAUACUAACUUUUAAAGAUAAAAUUGAAACACAAGAAAAUGCAAAACUAUCUUUGAAUUAUACUGGGAUAUUAAAUGAUGACUUACGUGGAUUCUACAGAAGUUCUUACCAGAAUAAGGACGGAAAAAAGACGUGGCUUGCAACAACUCAGUUUGAACCAGUAGGCGCGAGACAGGCUUUCCCAUGCUGGGACGAACCGGAAUUAAAAGCAACUUUUAAUAUUGCUAUUAAAGUCCCUCAGGGUUACAAAGCAGUUUCAAAUAUGCGCGUAAAGUCUGAUAAAGACGGACUAACAGUUUUCAAUCCGACGCCAAUAAUGUCCACUUACCUCGUAGCUUUUGUAGUCUCGGAUUUCAAGACUAAGGAGAACAAAGACAAAACUUUUGGCGUUUUGGCGAAACCUACGGUAGAAGACAGCGCGAAGGAAUUCGCAUUUGAUUAUGGAUUGCAAACGUUGGAGGAACUGAAGAGUUACACCGGCAUCGAUUAUUACGGAAAAACAGGACAAAGCAUGCAAAAGAUGGAUCAAAUUGCCAUUCCAGACUUUGCGGCUGGUGCUAUGGAAAAUUGGGGUCUUGUGACGUACAGAGAACCUCGACUUCUCUACGUAGUGAAUAAAACAACCACGGCAGACAAGCAGGCUAUAGGGACGGUAAUAGCUCACGAGUUCGCUCAUCAAUGGUUCGGUAAUUUAGUUACUUGCAAAUGGUGGAAUUCUAUCUGGCUAAACGAAGGAUUCGCUACCUUCUUCCAAUAUUACAUUUCUGAUAAAGUUAUUCCAAAAUUGGAUGAGGAUGACGAUUGGCGUCUUAUGGAACAAUUCGUUAUUAAAAAUUUGCAAGCAUCCUCGUUCGUUGUUGAUGCAACUAGUAAAACUCGUCCAUUGAAUCCUGUUGAAACCAGUAUACAAACUCCCGUCCAAAUUAAAAGCUUGUUUGACGACAUUGCCUACAAAAAAGGCGCUUCUAUUCUUAAUAUGAUGAACGGAUUUUUGACGGAAAAAGUCUUCCAGGAAGGACUUAAAGAAUAUCUAAAGAAACACAAGAGCGAGGCCGUUACUUCUGAUGAUCUCUUCAACUCUAUCCAAAAUUCCGAUAAGAAGAAACUGGCAGAUUAUUUGCCGAAAGGUGUUACACUUAAAGAAGUUAUGGACAACUGGGUAAACAAACCUGGAUAUCCUGUUGUCACCGUCACAUGGAACGCGACAUCAGAACAAUUUGAUGUAACACAGGAACGAUUUUUCUUAUUGAAAUCACCGAAAGAAGAUGAGACUCAGUGGUAUGUACCCAUCAAUUUUGUAACGGAAGAGGAUCCGGAAGAAGUGCUGCCCGCGGAUAGAAAAUCUCGCUGGUUGACCGAAAAAGUUAUGUCAAUCGAAAACUUGAACAAGACGAAAUGGAUACUUUUUAAUAAGGAUCAAACAGGAUAUUAUCGUGUAAAUUAUGACAACGAAAACUGGGUGCGUUUAUCGGAGUACUUAUUAACGCUUGAUUACAAAAAUAUAAGCGCGACUAACCGCGCUCAACUGAUCGACGACGCAUUAAAUCUCGCGCGAGCAGGACGCUUGAAGUAUACGACUGCAUUGAAUAUUACGUCGUAUCUGUCAAACGAGAUUGAUUAUAUUCCAUGGUAUGCCGCUGCCAGAGCACUCAAUUAUUUGGACAGCGUAUUACUAGGCGGGAAGAACUACACGGCAUAUCAGAUAUAUGUCGCUAGUAAGACAGCAAAUUUUGUAAAGGAAGCCAACUACGAAAAUCCAGAAAAUGGUACGCAUGUAGAUAAACUUGCCAAAGUGUUGGCAUUAAACACGGCUUGUAGAUAUGAAUUGGAAGACUGCAAAAAGUUCGUUAAUGAGAGGCUCGCAAAAUGGUUGGAACAGAACCCUAAGGACAAUAAACAGAUCCUGGUGCCGGACCUGAGGAGUGGAAUUCUUUGCGCCGGGCUGCGAAACGCAGAAGUAGAUACAUGGAACAAGGCUCUAGAAAAGUACAAGACCAUCCAAGACAAGGAUGAGAAGGCGGACGUUCUGGCCGGUCUUGGUUGCGCCAAGUCCAAAGAAAUUGCCAAUAGAUUCCUCAAGUCAUCUCUUGAGGAGAAUUCUGUCGUCGAUGUUUUCGCUGCGAUGAAUUCGGUAUGUGCGGGUAACCCCGAAUCUUUCGACGUCCUCAUAGAAUUCAUCAAUACUUAUAUCGAAGAUAUCCAAAAGGCAGAUAAGAAAGAUAACUCGCGGCUCAUUAGUCUCCUUAAUAAACUUUCUAGCAGAAUCGUAUCAGCUAAGCAAUUUACAGAGUUGUCGAUACUCGUACAUGGAAAACUGCAGGUGAUCGAUAAAGUUGAGGGAUUAACCGUCGCGAUAGAGAAUCUUGCUUGGAUAAAAAAUUAUCGGGAAGAAGUUGAGAAUUGGAUAGAAGAAAAUUGUAAAGCAUGCCAAAGCAUGCCAGACUCUGCCACUUCCAUUACGUUGGCGUCGUUGCUUCUGAUUGCGUCAUUGUUACUCACACGAUUCUAUUGAAAAGUCAAAUUUAUCGUCGCGUGUGUAAUAUCUUUAUUUGAUCGAGUUAAACUUGAUCAUAUUUUCUCAAUGAAAUCGAUGUCAUAUAUAACACUUUUCCGAUUCUUUCAACAAUAAUUCAAUUGUUGAGACAUUAUCACGUUCGAUUUUGUAAGUGAGAAGAAUGAAGAUGAGAUUGCAGAAAGGUCCUGCAGAGGUAUUAUAUAUUACUUUCCCAAUUUCUCAUAUUUGAAGUCACAACAAAUGCAUAAUAUGGACGCGCAUUUGUUGUAAUUUAUCAGAUAUCAAAGAGGCUUUUGAUAAUGCUGAUAACCAUGUUAUCAUAAUAUUUAACAAAUUAUAGAUUAGAGACCGAAUAUACAGAACCAUCCUGUACUGCGAAAACUUAACACCGUAUAAUUAUGCUGGAAAAUUAUUAAAACGUAUAAUAUAGUUAAAUAUAAUUGUGUGUACGUGGUAUGAUUGUAAAUAUACUGAUUGCUAUUUAUACCACUUAUAUUGUAGCUUAUUUAAUUUAUAAUUAUUUAUGACCGAAAUAAAGAAAGAAAAAAACAUUUUCCGUCAAAUUUUAGCGGAAAGACAAUCGAGUUGAGAUGUUUACAGAGAGAUUAUUUUUAAUUGUUAAAUUAUAAAAAGAAUUU
This is a messenger RNA of Temnothorax curvispinosus, 3793 nucleotides long. Its product is annotated as aminopeptidase N-like. The transcript has 12 exons. NCBI's taxonomy places the organism in Eukaryota, Metazoa, Arthropoda, Insecta, Hymenoptera, Formicidae. Gene Ontology annotation, molecular function: zinc ion binding; metalloaminopeptidase activity; peptide binding. Gene Ontology annotation, biological process: peptide catabolic process; proteolysis. The record is from RefSeq and is a predicted model, not a curated record. Gene Ontology annotation, cellular component: cytoplasm. Bases 252 to 3152 code for a protein of 966 amino acids.